GCAGGGACAUGUCUCGGGAGCUGCAGGACGUGGACCUCGCCGAGGUGAAGCCUUUGGUAGAGAAAGGGGAGACCAUCACCGGCCUCCUGCAAGAGUUUGAUGUUCAGGAGCAGGACAUCGAGACCGUGCAUGGCUCCAUCCACGUCACGCUGUGUGGGACCCCCAAGGGCAACCGGCCCGUCAUCCUCACCUACCACGACAUUGGCAUGAACCACAAAACCUGCUACAACCCCCUCUUCAACUCUGAGGACAUGCAGGAGAUCACACAGCACUUCGCCGUCUGCCAUGUGGAUGCCCCUGGCCAGCAGGACGGCGCUGCCUCCUUCCCUGUGGGGUACAUGUACCCCUCCAUGGACCAGCUGGCCGAGAUGCUUCCUGGAGUCCUCCACCAGUUUGGGCUGAAAAGCAUCAUUGGCAUGGGAACUGGAGCAGGCGCCUACAUCCUCACUCGGUUUGCUCUGAACAACCCCGAGAUGGUGGAGGGCCUCGUCCUUAUCAACGUGAACCCUUGUGCAGAAGGCUGGAUGGAUUGGGCUGCAUCCAAGAUCUCCGGGUGGACCCAAGCCCUUCCAGACAUGGUGGUGUCCCAUCUCUUUGGGAAGGAGGAAAUGCAGAACAACGUGGAGGUGGUCCACACUUACCGCCAGCACAUCGUGAAUGACAUGAACCCCGGCAACCUGCACCUGUUCAUCAACGCCUACAACAGCCGACGGGACCUGGAGAUCGAGCGGCCGAUGCCCGGAGCCCACACAGUCACCCUGCAGUGUCCUGCUUUGUUGGUGGUUGGGGACAGUUCUCCUGCUGUGGAUGCUGUGGUGGAGUGCAACUCAAAAUUGGACCCAACCAAGACCACUCUCCUCAAGAUGGCAGAUUGUGGUGGCCUCCCGCAGAUCUCCCAGCCAGCCAAGCUUGCCGAGGCCUUCAAGUACUUCGUGCAGGGCAUGGGAUACAUGCCCUCAGCCAGCAUGACCCGCCUGAUGCGCUCCCGCACGGCCUCUGGCUCCAGCGUCACAUCCCUGGAGGGUGCCCGCAGCCGCUCCCACACCAGCGAGGGCACCCGCAGCCGCUCCCACACCAGUGAGGGUGCUCGCCUGGACAUCACCCCCAACUCUGGAGCCACCGGCAACAAUGCCGGGCCCAAGUCCAUGGAGGUGUCCUGCUAGACGGCCUGCACCUUGGCCGCCC
This is a messenger RNA of Canis lupus familiaris (dog), 1185 nucleotides long. RefSeq names its product N-myc downstream regulated 1 (gene NDRG1). The coding region runs from base 9 to 1163 and encodes 384 amino acids. The record is from RefSeq and is marked provisional. Lineage: Eukaryota; Metazoa; Chordata; Mammalia; Carnivora; Canidae. Gene Ontology annotation, cellular component: cytoplasm. Gene Ontology annotation, biological process: signal transduction. The transcript has 15 exons.